CGGGGAGUCAAUGGAUAUAUAUUCCAAAUGGUGGUCGAAAUGUAGACCGCAUCUCAAAGCUCAUUGUCUCUUCCAUUGUCCAUUUCUGGAUUGUUCAACGCGAAAUAUACAACCACCACAAUCAAAAUGUGCGGCCCUAACGCUGUUAGUAUCCGUCUCAUCAAGAAAUGUCUUUCUCCGACUAAUUCGCCACGACAGGAAUUCAAGCCCCUCCACAACAUUUGCGAGUUCCUCACCGCAAUCCACAUCUACGCAGAUGAAGCGCGUCAGGGAAAGACCCGCUACGUUCCCGCCACGCACUUCUGCUCUCACGUGCGGAAAGACCUCCGCCAAUGCCUCAUCUACGACUCCCACGAGAAGAACGCCCGUCUCAUCGGCGUCGAGUACAUGGUCCCUAAGUCUGUGUACGAGACUUUCCCUCCAGAGGAGAAGAAGCUCUGGCACUCGCACGACUUCGAAGUCAAGUCGGGAAUGCUGAUAUUGCCAAAGCCUGCGUCGAAGGAUGAGGAUGAGUGGGAGAAGGCGGAGCUGGAGGCCAUGAGGGAAAUCGUGGGUUUGUAUGGCAAGACGUGGCAUUUCUGGGAGAUUGAUGCGGGCCAUGAGUUCCCGAUUGGUUAUCCUCAUUUAAUGGGUUCGGCGACGCAUCCGUCGCAGGUUGACUUGGACGAAGCUAUGGCGGAGCGGAACAAGACCUUCAAUGUCGAUCACAAUAAGAAAGCCGAGGCUCGCAAGGUCAUUGACGUCCCAGUGAUUGACAGCCAUGCCAACUCUUGGUGGAGGGCUGCUGAGGCUGAGGACAAAUAG
Molecule: messenger RNA, 804 nt
Organism: Aplosporella prunicola CBS 121167
Lineage: Eukaryota; Fungi; Ascomycota; Dothideomycetes; Botryosphaeriales; Aplosporellaceae
Exons: 4
Coding region: 127-804 (225 amino acids)
Source: RefSeq, a predicted model, not a curated record